Molecule: messenger RNA, 2212 nt
Organism: Paramacrobiotus metropolitanus
Lineage: Eukaryota; Metazoa; Tardigrada; Eutardigrada; Parachela; Macrobiotidae
Exons: 5
Coding region: 610-1785 (391 amino acids)
Source: RefSeq, a predicted model, not a curated record
CCAAGGUACAGUUGCGGGUUUCUUCGGUUAAAUUGUAGAUGGUGCAGGAACAGAAAUCCUGAUCAAGCGAAUUCAUUUUCUCCCGCUUUCUGUCUGAUUUUGCUUAAAAAUUCACCGUCAUGUACAGAAUUCAGAAAACCAUCUUCAGUUCCUUGCAUCGCGACCGGGCGUGGGCCUACCAGGAAAUCAUGACAGAAGCCAUGUUUGUGCUCUUUUUGGGAUGUCAUCUAUCGCUGAAGUUUGGCACACGCAUUUUCCCUGAGUGGCAAGACACGCGAGUAGAUCCCGACCACCCAUCCGGUUUGGAUGAAAUCCUACAAGUGUUCUCCGGUUACAAAAUGAACGGCUGCAAGUGGGAUGACAUUGUAUCACCGUGGCUACCGCUGUCCACCACCCCGGUCUUCAACGCCACAGUUUCCUCGACCAGCCACUCAGCGUUGGGCUUCAUCGGAACAGUGGCGGUGCUGGGCAUAACGGCGGUAUUGGCGGUCUCCCUUUCUUUUGUCCCUGCUGGUCAACGUGUUCUGGACUUCGGCCCCGUGGACGGGUCACCUGUCAUACUGCCGGCGCGUUACGACGGCCGUCGGUUUCAAUCCGAACUAUCGCACCAUGGACAGUCUCGAGCACUGUGUCAAUCCAGACAUGCCAUGGCGACCUUACAUCGCGUUUCUGAUCAUGUAUCUCGGUGUCCCUUGGGUGUGGCUCGUUGGUUGUGUGCUGCCGCUGGUAGCUGUGGCGGGAAUGAUGCUGGCGGUGAUCAGUAGUGUGGUAGGUGUUCAGGCCAUCUUUCCGUGCGUUGUGGUCGGGGUUUUUGCCAUCGGUAUCCAUUGUGUCGGAAGAAUUUGGGGAGUGUGGACGACUGAAACGUACUGGACAAGGAUGAGCCGUUUUAGAAGAAAGUUAUGCGGUUCAACUUCCUCUGUGAUGGAUAAACUGCCCAAAUUGUCGGAAUCGCAGAAACCCACACUACGCGUUUCCAACGGCAUGGAACCGUUGCCGUAUAUGAUCCGAUUUGUCAGAAAAGCCUGGAUGUUUCUCUUCGAAUGUACUGUCUUAACCGGCUUUACCUACAUUCUGUCAAGCCGCUUCCCCCAAACAGCGCGCGCACUGCAUGCUCUCACAGCACCGGAAGCCGGCAACUGGAGUUACUGGACAUAUAAAAACUGCACCAAAUGCUGCUAUAAUUACGCCACGGGUAUGGGUGACAUCACGGCGAUGCUGUCAUAUUGGAUCGAUUUGGGAUAUCCGCGCUGGAACACCGACAGUGCCACCCUUCUGGAUCUGUUCAACUCGACCUUCUCCCCAGCCGUGAAUCGGCUGUUCUUGGCGUGGACAGGCUCGAUACUGGUCACGGUGGCUUUGCCAUACAUCCUCAUCGGCAUUUUCGUCUUGUGUGCCUUGUACAAUAUGCUGGUUGGAGGCUGCACCAGCAUGUUUACUGGGUGGUCAACAACCGCCACGAACGUUAGCAAAAGUGAACCACCGAUGGGUCAGUGGAAGGUAUCUAAGGAUAUGCAACUGUGCAAGGAUCAGCGGAAAACCCCCGGGGACUUUUGCGUGUGUGCAUUGUGGGCCGAAAUCCAGCGCCUUCUGCUGAGCGCUUUGAGCCGGAUGUGCUUCUGGUUGUUUACCGUUUUGCCGCUGGUGGAAUGUUUUUGUCCGGAACGAUAUCAACUGGUGGUCGUCCUGUUGCUGCUUAGCUGCUACACGGUCUGGCUGUACGGAGGGCUUAUCCACUUCCUUUACCGGUCGCAUCGCUCCUGGUUGAAAUGCUCACGCACUUGACGAAGGAGCGCACAAUCUGCAUUAAAAAAAGUACCAGGAAAAUCCGUAUCCGGUUGUCGAUUUCAUAUGCUGCUGCUCUGGAAUUCCUAAUUAUGUAGUUUCAUCUAAAAUUUUCCACUGCGAAAUACUUUUUUACAAUUUCUAAAGUCGGUCACUGUACAUGUGUAUUCUUCCACGCAAUAUUCUACGCUGUUGUUCAUUUCGAUAAUGUCACUGGACAGUAUGCAUACCAUUAUUUUUGCUUAGCGAAGUAUAGUGCUUGGACUUUUUCAGUAUGUAUUGUAUCAGCCUUUCUUGCCCUGGCCAACUGCCACCGGCUAACAGGGUUUCGUACACAGUUUCGAAAGCGGUUUCGUACAUUAAUUUAAUUGCUUACUAUUACACUGCUAGCAGAAUUCGCUAUAUUCAAAAUAAUGGUGGUGCGGAU